CUUCAUGAAGCGCUUCUUCCAAGCUGAGAGACAUCCUGAGCUAACCUUCCAGAAGCCUUCUCUUUCAGCGCCAUGAAGCCAACUACUGCCGUCAUUUUCUGUCUCAUGCUGCUGAGUCUGAGCGGGACUCAAGGGAUCCCUCUCGCAAGAACGGUCCGCUGCACCUGCAUCACGAUCGAUGACAGAUCAGUGAAACCAAGGGCCUUAGAGAAGCUUGAAAUCAUCCCUGCGAGUCUAUCCUGCCCACACGUUGAGAUUAUUGCCACGAUGAAGAAGACUGACGAGAAGAGAUGUCUGAAUCCGGAAUCUGAGGCCAUCAAGAAUUUAUUAAAGAAAGCGGUCAGCCAAAAGAGGUCUAAGAGAGCUCCAUAACUGGAGAGAAGCCACUCCCCACAGUGCUGCGACCGGUGGACAGCAGACAGCCUGUCUCUCCAUCACUUCCCUUUACCCCAUGUACGGCUAGCCCUAAUUGUCCCUGUUUCUUCUGAAAGGUGACCAACUGUGGUCACAUCAGCUGCUACUCCUGAAGGAUGAUGGAUAAAUCAUGGUCCUGAGAUAAAACUCCAGAAGCAAGAAUCCCCAACUCUUUAAGAGCUGGUCCGAGUCCUCGCUCGCUCAAGGAGCUGCGAUGGCUCUCCUAGCUCUUGUUCUGUAAGCUAUGUGGAGGUCCUAUGGGGCGUCACCAUGUGCCACGCCCCAGCCUGCUCCCCAACCCUGCCUCGUCUUCCCUAGCUUUAGGCUUGUCGGUUCUGAGUUCACCUGAGCUCUUUCGUUUCAAACGCAGUCCAAGUAAGACUACAAAUUAAGUUUGUAAGAACAAACUUACCACCAUCUUCCCAAGGGAAUUUCAUAACUCAGAAUACUUACAGGAACCUGGAAAUGUAUGUGUAAAUAUUAUUUAACAAAGGACUGUGCAAAGUAGAAUUCCUAGAUGUAUUUUUUUGUAUGUUUUUCAUUGUAUGUGGAAGAACUUGUGUCAUUAUGUAUCAACGAGUAGCUAAAGUUUACAUAGACAAGUGUUUUGAAUGUUACAUAAUACAAAAGGUGUUGGAUGCUUGUCAAAAUAAAAUGUACUGUAUUGAAAGUCGGAAGAGACCAAAAGGGUAAUAAAGUAAUACUAAC
This is a messenger RNA of Apodemus sylvaticus (European woodmouse), 1122 nucleotides long. It is a transcript of the gene Cxcl10, whose product is annotated as C-X-C motif chemokine ligand 10. The transcript is spliced from 4 exons. Gene Ontology annotation, cellular component: extracellular region. The record is from RefSeq and is a predicted model, not a curated record. The coding region runs from base 73 to 372 and encodes 99 amino acids. Gene Ontology annotation, biological process: chemokine-mediated signaling pathway; neutrophil chemotaxis; inflammatory response. NCBI's taxonomy places the organism in Eukaryota, Metazoa, Chordata, Mammalia, Rodentia, Muridae. Gene Ontology annotation, molecular function: CXCR chemokine receptor binding; chemokine activity.